AUGGCAGCCUCGUGGCCCACAAGUCAAGGUCACCCCCUCUUUCUCUACCUCACAUCCCUUUUUCUUACCCCCACUCUCUCCCGUCCCCCACCUACCUCCUCCUCCCCCCACUUCCAGUGUGCCCUGCUCGCAGGCCAAGUUCAGCCCAAAUGGCAGCCUCGUGGCCCACAAGUCAAGCGUGCCCAUCUCUGCUCGCAAGCCAAGUUCAGCCUCGUGGCUCACAGGCCAAGGUCGUUCCCUCCCCCCCCCACCUCCUUCUCUUACCCCCACUUCCCCCUAUCCUCCCCCGCCUUUCCCCCACGCCUCCUUCCCCCUUCCCCUCUUCCCAGCCUGCCCUGCUCGCAGGCCAAGUUCAGCCCCGAUGGGACCCUCGUGGCUAACAGGCCAAACUCACCCCCCGCUUCCCCCACUCCUUUCACUUACCCCCGCUCUCACCCCCCCUUCCCUUCCCCUUCAACUCCUUCACCUUUCUCAGCCUGCCCUGCUCGCAGGCCAAGUUCAGCCCGGAUGGGACCCUCGUGGCUGUCGCACAUGCUUGGGGACGAAUGCCAUCUGCCCUGCUCGCAGGCCAAGUUCAGCCCGGAUGGGACCCUCGUGGCCGUCGCAGCAGCGGGCGGCGGCGUUCGUCUCAUUCACGUGCCGUCCGGCGAGCAGCGGCUGCACAUGCCUCUGGAGGGCGUGCAGGCGCUCGCCUUCUCACCCAAGGGCUCGUACCUGCAGGUGUUUCAAAGGCCCUCAGCACCAGCAGGAGGGGGCCAGGCAGAGCCCAAUCUGACGGUGCGGCGGGUGAGCGACGGGGAGGUGGUGUGGCGGCAGAUGCAGAAGACUUUCAACUCUGCCGCAUGGCCCAGCAUGCAGUUCAGCGCAGAUGAGUCCGUGGCUUGCCGCCCGGUGAACGGCGAGGUGCAACUGUUCACCGGAGCUGACCUGGCGGCCGGCGUGGCCGCCCGGCUCAAGGUGCCCGGGAUGACGUCAGCACAGCUGGCGCCAUCUCCCCCAUCCCACAUCGCUGUGUUUGCUCCCGAGGCCAAGGGAGCCCCAGCCAGUGUGCGCAUCUUCACGCGUGACAGCGCCGCUCCUUCCUCCUCCUCCUCCGCCGCCUCCGCCCCACCCGCCCCCAUAGCGAGACGCAGCUUCUUCAAGUGCAGUGCAGUGCGGCUGGUGUGGAACGUGGGGACCACUGCUGUGCUGGUAUGGACGCACUCUGACGUGGACAAGACCAAUCAGAGCUACUAUGGCGAGUCGGGGCUGCAUUUUUUGGCGGCUGAUGGGAGCUUCGAGGGUGCCGUGCCUCUAUCAAAGGAGGGGCCGAUUCACGAUGUGCAGUGGUCGCCCAAUGGGAAGGACUUUGUGGUGGUGCAUGGAUUCAUGCCAGCCAAGGCCACACUUUUCGACAGUCGCUGCAAGCCGCUCUUUGACUUUGGCUCUGGCCCGCGCAACCUGGUGCGCUGGAGCCCGCACAGCCGAUGCGAGUAUGUGGCAGGGUGUGUGAUUGAACAGAGAGUAGGUGGAAGGGGGGAGUUGGAUUCAGGAAUCCUGUGGGGGGAGCAUGUGACUGCUGUGACUCCCCUCACGUCCUGCUUUGACUUCAAAUCUGGUCUGCGCAGACCAGAUUCGCUGGAGCUCCCACGGUGGAUGUGA
Molecule: messenger RNA, 1641 nt
Organism: Closterium sp. Naga37s-1
Lineage: Eukaryota; Viridiplantae; Streptophyta; Zygnematophyceae; Desmidiales; Closteriaceae
Source: the annotation of a GenBank genome assembly